UCUGACUUGACGUUUGUACCUGUCAGACUGUCUCCGCUUCUCUCUGGUGUUUCGCUGAAAUGCCGGCUACCGUCAGCCUCCCGGGGCUCCGUCGGUCCGCUGGUCUUCACCCGUGAAACAUCCACACCGGCUACCGGUUAGAAUUCGUCAUUUUUUCGUCGUGACGUCGCUUUGGAGGACUGAACACCGGCACUUUGGGUUUUUUCUGCCUCCGUUCCGGUGGGAUUUUAUUCUCUGCAGCGUCGGAAUGAACUGAGUUGAAGGAGCAGAAACAACGGCAGGACUGGAAGCCUGCGGCGGGCUGAUAUAACGGCCAGAGUGACCUACAUACCGGGCAGCUUAACGGACGCAUCUCUGCUGUAUGGAGACUCCGGAGAGACGCUGUAACCUUGUGACUGUCAGAAGUGACCUUCAGUUCUGAUCUGCUGCUGCACAACUGUGUCCAGCAAGACACGUGAAUGAGGCUGAGGAGCAAAGCGUGACAUCCGUAUGCAGAAUAACCGAACAACCGGGAGAUAAGCUUUCCGUUUGGCUGACCUUUGGAUGGGACUCUGGGUUCAAAGAGGAAACCAAAAGGGAAAAAUUAACCCGAUGAGGCCUGCAGUCAAAGUCGGGAUCAGAAGUCUAAAAGGAUGAACUUGUAGUUGCCUUACUCACUCAGCAGACUGUCUGGUAAUGAUCAUUAAUUAUGCAAUAAAAUCAAGCAAUACAAACUGCUUUGCAAAGAACGAAUCUCACACCAAAUAGACAUUUUUGGCCAUUAAUCCAGCAGCAUUAUGAUUCUGAACUGUGCUCAGCCGUUACCUCUCCUGAGGCACACCGAUGUGCCGCCUCGGGUCACAGAGAACUUCAUCCUGACAGGCUACCGCUUCCCAAACUACAGCCUGAGGGACUGCUUGAUGUCCGCCUUCAGGCCGACCAAUGAAACAGGGAACUUCUGGACUCACUUCCUGCCGGUUUUCGUCUUUUUCUACUACUUUGUGGAGGUGUUCGGUUGGGAAGGUGCGCCCGGUGGCGACGCCCCGUUCUUCUAUCCGUUGUGGAACUACUUCAUCGGGGUGUUCUGUCUGCUGAUGGCCAGCAGCAUGGCCCACCUGCUCAACUCCAUGUCCCUGGUGGUCAGAGAAGUUUGCUUCUUUGUGGAUUACGGCACCAUCAGCGCCUACACGGUGGGCUCAUCGUUGGCCUACUACUACUACAUCCAUCCUCGGGCGGGGAUAUUGGAGACCGGAGGCCACAACGGCUCCCAUACGGACCUGAAACAGGAACCUGCAGGGUCUCCUACGUCAUCCUAUGCAAUCCCAGAGUUCAGUGCGUUCUUUGAGAUCUUCUACAUCCCGUCUGCUUGUAUCGUAGCAAUAAUUUGCGUCCUAUCCUGCUGCAACACUCGCCAGAGGUGGAGGCGGCAUCGGUACAUCAUCCGGACGCUGGUUUUUCUCCUCCCGUUCCUCGUCUCUUCCACCCCGGUCUUCUACCGCCUCCUCACCAGAUCACCUUAUUCCACCGCCACCUCCUCCUUUGAUGCUUCCACCUCCAUGCCCAGCUUCUUCUACCGCCACUGUCUCUGGCUGCUGGUGUCGGCCGCCUUCAACAUCAGCAAGUUCCCCGAGCGUCUGGCCCCGGGUCGCUUCGACAUCUGGGGCCACAGCCACCAGUGGUUCCACUGCUGCACCUUCCUGUCCAUCCUCGACGAGCUCCACAUGAUCAAGGCGGAGGUGAGGGCCAUCCUGCUGAGCCCGACUCUGCUGCUGCCGCCCAACGCCCUGGCCCGCCUCCCCGGACCUACCGCCGCAUCCACCUACGGAGUGAUGCUCCUCCUCCAGACCACCAUCGUCUCCAUCAUCAUGUGGUUCUCCUGGCAUGCCAACUGCAUCUACGGACCCCAGAGAGACCAGCUGGAGAAGCAACACCCCAAGAAACAGCUGAAAUGUCACUGAUCACGGAGGCGUCUUUUUCUAAUCAUCUCGACUGUGAAGGAAGAUUUGCACAUGAGCCAUGCCACAAAGCGAAGCGCACAAAAUAAAAAAUAUUCCUCCUCCCAUUCCAAGUCCCUCAUAUGUUCCGGCCCUCGUUGGGAGCGUUUUCAAGCUUUCAUGAGGGGAAAUUGGGGACAACGGGAGAUGAAAGGAUUAUAUUCUGAGCUCACCACAGGGUGGCUGUCUGGUUGAGUGGAUACUGAAGGUCCUUGCCAGUUUUUUUCCCAGCAUGUUCCGACAGGAUGUCUGAACAGUGGGGAUAAUAACUACCUCUCGGGGCUGUGCGCUUGAGGACAGAGGAAAGGUGUUUGAGAACUCCAUAGAACAUGAGUGGGACCAUAUACAGAAGCUUCAGAUGAAUUAUCAGCUGUCAGGUCCUUUUAUCUCGUGCACCUCCCUUCCUCUGGCCCUCAGCAGUAUCGUUUGAAUUCCCUCAGCUGUGGCUUCUAUUGAUCCCAUUGUUUAGUGCUUCUCUCUGAGCUUUGUUCACCGUACCUACACUUCCUUUAUCUCCAACCAGUCACAUGCAGUCUCGUUUCCUCUUUCUUUCCAAGUGAUCCUUGCAGCAGGAAGUGGUGCAACAACAGAAAUAGCCGAGAGCUCGUAUCGGUCUGACAGUAAAGCACUUUCAGAGGGGUCGGUUGAAGCAGCCCCGUCGUUAAAAGCCAUGCUCGCUUCCAACACUUAAGGGAUGCAUCACGUUUUAAAGCGUAUGACGUCCUGCUGGGUUAUUUAGUGAAUGCUUCUGCUGUUUGUGUGGUUUCCUGACGACUAGUUCUGCCUAGCUUAUGUUCACACCACUUAAAGGGAUCUCACUCAGAUUAAAUGUGAUGAUCUUAUGUUUAUGUCUUAUCAGCAUAAAUAAUGUACUGUAUAUUUCUGCCGCACAUAGGAGUGGCAUUUUCACGUUUUUGCUGUUUGAAGGCCCGUAUUGUGGGCGCAGAGGAAACGAGGGCCUGCUGUAUCCUGAGGCUUUUCAAGUGAUGUGCAACAAAAAGCCAUCAGUUUGGAGAAGUGGUAGUUGAACUAAUGGCACAACUGUAGUUCUUCACCAUCAGGAACUUGCCAGAAAUAUUUGCACUUUGACAGAUCAGGUUAAUAGUUCAUCUGGCAGUUUGUACCUCUCAAGUACUACUAUUACAUUCGAGUAACAGAGCUUUUUUCCUUACAAAAAUGCCUGACUAUCUUCAGAGGCUCGUUUAACCACUAUUCUGUAGCUUUUUCCAGACUCUAGUACAGCUUUUACAAAAUAUGUUUCUUUUAUUUUGUGCUCAUACGAUAAAAAAAAACAAUCUUUUGAGACUUGGACAAAAUAGUUGACUAAACUUUGAGAAAAAGUAUUGGUUUUCUGCAGCACUGUCAUAGAUUGUAUAUUAAAGAUGUCGGAAAAAUUCUUUAUAAUGGCCAGCAGGGGGUGACUAUUAAAUAAGUCAGAUUGUAUAGAAGUCAAUGAGAAAACAACCUGACUUGUCACUUAAUUUGCUGUCUCAGUGAACAUUUUCCUGUUGUCUUCAUUUACAAGCACCAAAAAAAUAUUGUUUCCCUGUCUGAAAAAAAUCCAAAAAUUCGGCAAAAAAAUUCCCCAAAUUUCUGAAAAUUUGCAAAACCUUCAGGAAGAAAAUUCCAAUAAUUCCUCAAAAGUUUCCCUUAAAAGUUGUAUUGAAAAAAAAUCCCCCAAAUUUGGCAAGAAAUUUCUUGUACAUAUUUUCAAAAAAUUAGUAAAAAUCUUCCAAAAAUUUUUAAAAAAUAUUUAAAGUGAUUCCAUAUAUGUCAGCAAAACUUCUAAUAUUUUCUUUAAGAACAUUCCCAAAAAAAAUCAACCAAAAUCCAGCAAAAUUAGCUGGAUUUUGGUUGAUUUUUAUGUGAAUGUUCUUAAGAAACAUUUUUAACAUUUCUUUUUUUCCACCAAAAAAUAUUCAAAGAUUUCCCCAAAAAUGUUGAAAAUGUGAACAUCAGGAGUUUCACUGUGAAAAUAUUUUGUUUUUUCCCGCAUUUUCAAACUUUAAAACGGGUCAACUUUGACCCACAGGACGACGCGAGGGUUAAAGUCUCAAUCAAUAGUUUCACAUGUCCUUUAAUGCAGUAUGAUGUUCGGUGUGUAAAUUAUUUUGUCUUUUAGAGAAACAUGCUGAGAGCCCUUAAACUAUUUGGUGACGUCACGGCAGCUACAUCCAUCCAUUAUAUGCAGAUAUAGAGUGGAGAAGUACAAUAAAACAAAGCGUAUAUCCUGAAUUGUAAAAUCUUAGACAAUACGUGACUUUUGGUAUGCAUAACAACAAAAGGCAUAACUUGGUAAAUGGAUCAAAUACGCUUUUGAUGGCGCAAUAUCUUCUCAGCCACAUGGACAGAAAAGUGUUUACUGGCCUGUUGUGUCUGAUGAUCAGGUAUUUAUUAUUUCAGAGGAAUCAAUGCUCGGCUCUAGCACUCGAAUAUAAUAGCGGUAAAAACUGAAUUUACAAGACUGUGUAGAUUAAACGCUAACCUCACUGAAAAAAGCUGCUUAUUCGGCUUUGGAUUGCAUGAGCUGAAGUUUAGCGUUACUGCUAGCAACUAUUUCUGUGCUGUGUGAUCAUAUCCUAUGUCCUGUAGGAGUCUUUUGGUGUUAGCAUUCUGGUACCAAACCCAAACCUGAGCGUUGUUGCUUCAAACUCAGGCCAGGUUUGGUUGUUUUAAGGAUUGUUAGAGAUGGAAUAAAGAGAGCCAGAGUGUCAUGUUAGCCUGCUAAUGUAGGAAGUAAGUAAUACACAAAAUAAGGUCAAAAUAAAGCCUUUCUGGCAUGUGUGGGAUGUCCCAAAUGAAAAGAAAAAUAUGUAAGUUGUUGGACACAUCCUUAUGUGAAUACAGGGGGUCCUGGGUUCACGACGUUAGGUUGAAACUGUUACAUGGAACUAGCUGACGAGCAGAGCGGACAAAUACGUCGUCACACGGCGCUUUAAGACGGCUUUAUUUACAUUCGCUGGUUGUACGCCAUCUUGGAUUGUUCGCUAACUUUUUGCCCUUCAUUAUGGCUCCCAAGUAUAAAUCUGACUCUUCUGAUGGCAGUGCUUUGAAGAAAAGGAAAGCGGUCUCCAUGAAAGCGAAAUUAGACAGAAUGAAACACUCAAAAACAGGGCAAAACACCGAACUGAUUGACGUCAUGAUACAGUUAACAACGUUGCUUACAUUUUCGCUGGAGUUCCAACUUAGGAAUGGAACUCCCACGUGAGUCGAGGACCCCCUGUAUUGGCCAUUAUGUGGUCCACGGAGUUCAUAGAAAUGUUAGUCUGACUAAACAGUUCUGUGAUGUUACAUUUCUCUGGAUAGCACAUUUAGCUGAGGUGUCCAGGGAGACUUUGUGCUGCUUUGUACCAAUGAAGGAGCAGAAAACGGGAUUUUCUCCUGACUUUCUUUUGCACACUGAAAAUGGACGAUGACUGUCAGCGUUUGGAUGGAGAUGUGUUGGGAGGAUGUGUGUUUUCUCUGUCAUGUCCCUGAUAAUGUCGUCCAAUUAUUAGAGCUGGUUAAUGUGUUGAUGAUUUCCAGAUUAAUCGAUUAGUUGUUUGUUCUGUAAAAAUGUCUAAAAAUUGUUAAAAAUAUCCAUCAGUGUUUUCCAAAGUCCUCAAAUGUCCAGUUUAGUGUCACAAAUCUGACUCAUUCAAGCUGGAAUCAGAAUUUUGACUUUUUUCUUUACUCAAACUGAUUAAUCAAAUGUUGACGGCUAAUCGAUUAAUCACUGCAGCUCUCUGUCAUGCAGUCUUUCCCUUUAAAUUUCAAGCUCUUACUUGUGUCAUGUGCAUUUUGAUAACAUGAUGUUGGUCACUGUCUAAUCUUAGAAACGAUGUACUAAAAUCUGCACAUUUAGCUGCGUUCACUUGCACACAAGAAAGAAAAGACGAGAGAGCUGUUGGUUUUGUGCGACGCUGGAAUGAGUACAGAGGGACCAUGCUGAGUGAUUGUGAUGAUCAUACUGUUUGUGGUGCACUUUAGAGCUUAUUUAAAGCUGUUCCUUUAAAGGGUCAAUCCUGCGGUACUGUAUUAUUCCAACACAUUUCAGGUCUAGGUAGUGCAUUCUAAUGAUGAGAGAUUCAUCACAUGAUGAUGUUUCUACCUCAAUACAGCGUUUGUAUAACUGCCGCUGAGAAGAACCAUCGCUGAAACAUAUGUUGUUCCCUCUCUAGACUGUCAGACUUGAAUCUAUUAAUGUUUAAGCAGUGUUCAGUAUGUGAAUGUUUGACCCGUAGACUACUGUAUCUGACCUAGAGAAGUACUCAGGGGUGACUGAAAGAACGACUAAUACAUUAUUUACACGUGCAUUUCAUUAUGAAUUAGUAGAGGGGGUGAUUAGAGCACUCUGUCAAUGCUGAAAAGUGAAAACCUUCCACUAUGUUUAACUGAUUUAUCAAAUAGCACUGAUCACAUGUAUCAUUUGAGUUGUACUGAAUAAAUUGCACAGAGAUCUGUUA
Amphiprion ocellaris (clown anemonefish) is the source of this 6418-nucleotide messenger RNA. RefSeq names its product progestin and adipoQ receptor family member 9 (gene paqr9). Gene Ontology annotation, molecular function: signaling receptor activity. The coding region runs from base 777 to 1937 and encodes 386 amino acids. The transcript has a single exon. NCBI's taxonomy places the organism in Eukaryota, Metazoa, Chordata, Actinopteri, Pomacentridae. The record is from RefSeq and is a predicted model, not a curated record. Gene Ontology annotation, cellular component: membrane.